UUCAGUGACGUGAACUAUUCAAGUUUUCUAGAUUUGUGAAAGUUGAUCUUAAAUAGUAAGAAUAUACAGAUAAAUACUUUAAAAUUAUUAACUAUGUUUUUAUUUUAUUUAGUAAAGUCUAGUGAAUAGAUAUAUAAUACGAUGAGAAUAUUUUAACACAAAUUGUAUGUAAAACAAAUAGUUUAACAUGUCAAACAACAAUUUUUGGAAUAAUGAUUCUUAUUCAAAUAUUCCACAGCCUAAUGAAAGUUCUCGACAAAAUGAUGAAUGGAGUUGGGGAAAUGAGUGGAGUUAUGUAGACCAAUCAGCCAAAAAUAAAUCUUUAAAUACACAGCAAAACACCAACCCACAAUCUAUUGAAAAUUUGGAUACUUCACUGAACGACAGCUAUAGUAUUUCAGCUGCCACUAAUGAAUCUACCCAACCUACAGUUACCAAUUGUGCUGUUAGUAACAAUAUUGAUAAUAGAAUGGAAAAUGGUCAGCAUAAUUUUGCAAUGCAUAGUAAUAAUUGGUUUGAGAAAUCGGACAGCCAAUCAGAAUUAUUUAGUAAUACAAAAGCAUACUCUAACAUACAUCCAGAAAAUGAUGUCAAUAAGAAGUUUAUUAAUGUUGUUGAACAUGAAGAUAAUUUUUGGGCAGAUGUUGAAAACAGAGAAAUAUUACCACCAGAGUCAUUUCAAAAUGAGUCAAUUCAAGUUGCUAUGAAUAGUUUACAGAUCAAUAAUCAUAACAAAGUCAUAGGUUCUAAUACUUGUGAUAGCAUACCAAUUACAAAUGUGGAUAGAAAUAAUUACACAAAAAAUAAUUCUGUGGAAAAUGAUGGUGAUAGACCACCAGUUGGACUUCAUAGAUUGGUCACUGGCCAAACAAAAUCUUUUGAAGAUAAUUCAGAAAAUAAAGAUUUUGAAUCAUGUGGUCCUCAACCUUUUGAUGUUCGCACAGUACCUGGACAACUAAGUGAUGAUGAUAUUCCUACGCAGCGGCAUGUAACAGGCUCACAAAUUGGAGCUAGGUCAAUUGAUAACAAUUUAAAUUUACAAAAUCAAGACAAUAAUUCAGUUACACUUAAAAGGCUCCCAUCAUUAGAACACUUUCAAAAUCAGUUUGAAGGUCAUUCUCGUCAAGUUUUACAUAGAGAUUUUGAAGACUUUGUUAAUCAGACCUCUGAUAAUCAGAAACUUGAUGAAUCAGUCAAGACAGAUAUAGACGAUUCGUUCAGAAAUGAGUCUCAUUCUGAAUUAAAAGAACCGACUACAGUCAUUAAAAAGAGUCGGCCCAGAGUUCAAGAUCCUGAGGUUUUUGAACGAACUGGACCAGAUGGAUAUAUGAAUGAAACAAGCCCUUAUAUAAGGUCAACCGUUCAAAACCAUACAAAACCUGGUAUUGAUUCACAUGAAAAUAAUUUAAAAUUAUCAAGUUCCAAUCAACUUGACACUACAGAUAGAUUUCAAAAUUAUGACAAAACAGAAAAAAGAAAUGAAAAGAAGCAUCCCCCACCACCUGGUUUUCAUAGAAUGGUUGAAGGUAAUAUUGGAGAAGAAGGUGUUCAAAAAUAUAGUCAACCAAGGAAUAACCAAAAAAAUGAUGAACAUCUGAGACGGCAUUCCAUUGAUUCUGAUUCAUCAGUACCUAUGGCAAAUAUUGUAUCCGAAGAAGGUCAUAAAAAUGCAAGAAGAGGGUUACAACAAAAAAAAUAUAGCAAAAAUUUGGAACGUUACCAGAAUCGUGAUAAAAGACCACCUUACAGACAUCGUAAAGAAAGUGAAGAAGAUUAUUUUUAUGAAGAAGAAGAAGCAAAUAAUUCACAGAGUCCAGAUGUUGAACCGGAAUAUAGAUCACACAGAUCUCGAAACCAUCAAUUUAAACACUACAAACAUAGAAAUCCCCAUGAAAACUACGACCACUCGGACCUAGAAUACCAAAGCGAGUAUGAUGAAUUUGAUGAAUAUGAAAGACGAAGACGUUAUAGGAGUCCUGAAUCUGAUCGUUAUAGAAGACCCCCUGUGAGGAGUUAUCGUGACAGGCGAUAUCAAGAAGAAAUAAGUAAUAACUAUUUUAAAAGAGAAGAUUCAAGCUAUCGAAAUAGACCUUCAAGUAGGACUGAUUCUGAUUAUCAUAGAAGAUACUCACCGGUUCCGAUUCAAGAUUGUAUGGCUCAAAUUGAUAUGCUUAAUCCCGUAGAAAAAAAAAAAUACCUACUGAAAUUUAGAGAAAGAGAUCCUAAAGGUUAUACAGAAUGGUAUGCAAACUAUAAAGCAAAAGUGGAAAUGCAAAAGUUGUUAUCUAGAACAAAAAAUGGUUCACAAUGUAGCACUCCUAUAUCCACUCAAUCACAUGAUAUAGGUCAUCUAAGUAAUGUGUUAGAACAAGAAAGAGAAAUUCAUCGAACAACACCUCCUAGGUAUCCCAAGUAUCACAUAAAUGCAAAAAUGAGUAUGGCCUUUGGGAAAUUGUUUUUAUUAGAUUCCUCGAAUGCAACUUUGAGCAUUAUUAAAAUUUCUCCUGAUCCUGAUGAUACUGAAGCAGCUGAACUCUACAAAUUUCCAUCGCCUUUUGUUUUAGGUAAAACACAUAAAAAUGUAGUAACUCAGUAUUUGAAUAAACUAGUAGAAGAAGUAUCAAAUAAUUCUGAACGUCUGUUGUAUGAAUUGAUAAGCAUGAUAACAAAACGAAGUGGUAUUGUUGAUGGAACAGAUAUAUCUGAAAUGCUUAUGGAAAAUGUUGCUAAAUACCCAGUUGAGGGUAUUUUGUUUGAGAGUAUGAGCAUGAAAAAUAUUAAAGAAAUGUCAGGUGAACCGCUUAAACAUUUUAGAGACUUACUUUUACAAGGAAAUAAAUCAGAAGCAUUAGAAUUUGCUAUACAAAGUCAAAACUGGGGAUUAGCUUUUGUGUUAGGUUCUUAUAUGGACUUGAAGACUUUUAAUUACAUUAAAUCUAAAUUUUUCCAAACUAUUCCUUCAAAUGAUACAUUACAGACAUUUUUCCAACUUAACAGUGGAAAAGUACCAUCGUGUACUACAUGUUGUACAGACAGUACAUGGGGUGAUUGGAGAGAGCAUUUAGCGAUGAUUUUGAGUAAUCAACACGUGAACAUUAACAAUGCAUAUAAUGCAAUUUUACAGCUUGGUGACACAUUAGGCGCAAAAGGUGAUAUUUUUGGUGCCCAUUUUUGUUAUUUAACUUCUUACAUGCCAGUGGAGCCAGGGAUGCCAUCUAAGUUUACUCUGUUGGGGACAUCUUCUAAUCAACCUUUUAACACUAAUACCAGCAAUCGUGUCAUAUUAAUUACAAGUGCUUAUGAGUUUGCCAUUCGAUUAAACAACAGCAAUUUCUUCAUCCCUAGUCUUUUGCCUUACAAAUAUUUAUUAGCAGUUCGUCUAGCUGAGUAUGGUGAAUGCGAAUAUGCUCUUCAGUAUUUAGAGGCCAUUGCGACACAAGUAAUUGCAUCGCCUAUCUCGGUGAACACAGGAUUUGUGUCUAACAUUGUGGACCUUGGUACAGAUUUGCAUUAUAUGCAAAUGUCAAAUAUCAACCUGUCAGGAGUAAUGGAUACGUUAGAUUGGUUGGAAGAUUUAAAACAUGUUCUGUCGAAUUCAGGCAGUAAUUACAAUGCUGAAAAUAAUGUAAAUAAUGUUCUACCAACACAGCAAAUAGAACAACAAACAAAUCCUAUCAAUUAUUCAAACGAACCAAUUGAACCAUAUGAACAACAAAAUAUUCCAGAUUUGAACGUUGAUCAUUCCGUUAACUAUGAACCACAAACUCCACCUCAAGAACUUCCUCCUCAAGUUGUACAACCUCCCCCAGUUAAUCCAUAUUGGCAACCAAGUGCUGUUUCACAAGCAAUAAUUGAACCGUCAUUACAAGCCGAAUUUACACAAUAUUAUGACCCUUCGUCCAUAUCAGGAGAUGUAAAUAUUCAUAAUAAUCAAAAUGAAAUGACAUCAGAAAUUUCUACAAUUUCUCCAGAUCUGACAUUGACAGCUGCUGAACCAGAGAAUACAGUAUCAACAAAAUCAAAAUUUGGUUUUUAUGAUCGCCAAAUGGCUGAACUAGAUCCAAAGGUCCCUAGUUCGAAUGCGAAUAAACAACCAGUAAAAAAACCAGAGGACAAUAAACGAUCACAAAAAGAAAAAAAUUCAUGGCUUGGUGGGCUAACAAAGUUUUGGAAACCUUCAAACAAUAAUGAUACAAUUGGAGAAAAUUUUGGAAAUGACUCAGCUCCCCAGCAGGCAGCUCCUCCCAUGGAUUCUGAAUUAAAUUUUAACCCAGUAGCUAAUAGUUCUCCAGCUAAUCAAACACAAAAUCAAUUUAAAAUACAGCGAAAACGAGGCGCGAAAGACAUGUAUGUGAACGUAAUGAGUAACAGCAAACAGACGGAAAAUGUUUUGGCAGCAGAUCCGCUAUUUCAACCGAAUCAACCACCAACAGCUAUUUACAAUCCAUUCUAGUGAUGACCCAAAACGGAUUCUGUAAUGUGGUCGUUUCAGCAAAAAUUAUAAAAAUGAAUUGGCCAGUGGAAAAAUGUAUUUGAUAUUAUAAAACAAAUGUAUUAAGCAUGAUGUAUUCAUCAAUAUAGGAAUCUUACCUGGGUAUUCUACUUGUGUUAUAAUAUAUGUAUUUUUUCAUGUGAUAUUAUGGUUACAGUAUUUCAUGUAUUGAUUAUGUUAUAUUUGAAUAUUACAUACAAAUUAUACUUUUAUCUCAAAUUUACAACAUCAUAUUAUGUAUAGUUAUAAAUUAGUAUUAAAAAAAUACUUUUAAAAAACAUUUAACUAUCCAUAUAAUGUGUUGAAUUUAUUUAAAAUUAAGGAAUAUUGUGGGUUUUAUAAUAUUACGUUAAUAUUUGUUGUGAAUUAUUGUCUUGUAGCUACAACAAAAUUAUUCUUAAUAUGAUGUUGUAAUCUAUUAUUUGUUAUGUAUUAUAAUAAGUUGUCCAAUUUUAAUCAUUUUUGGGGUGAAUGUACAUAAUUAGGGGUUUUAUUUUAUUAUAAUAAUAGCAUUUACAGUUAUUAAUAUAAAUAAAUUGUCAUAUUAAUUGUUUGUAAGUAUCAAAAAUCUAUUUGAUGUAUAGCUAAGACUUUAAAGUUAAAUAUAUUUAAAAUAUUAUGUAAAACAAAAUAGUUAAUUAUUUAAAUAUUUAUUAUUUCGUAAGGUAUUCUUUUUUUUGUUUUUAGCUUUGACACAACAUUGUGGGAAGCUAUUAAUUCUGGUUCUGACUUGUCUUAGUUUUAAGUCUGUCGUAAAUGUAUUAUGAUGUUAAGAAGUUAAAUCUUUGUGAAGUAACCCUCCACUUUCCCAAUUCGUCUUUAUAUAACGUAUACAUAUGAUUUUAUAAUCGUAUAACAAAACGUAGAAUAAUCAAUUUUCAAUUUAUUUAAUUCCACAAAAAUAAAAAUUACAUUUUAACUACCAGUUUAA
Adelges cooleyi (spruce gall adelgid) is the source of this 5423-nucleotide messenger RNA. RefSeq names its product protein transport protein Sec16B (gene Sec16). The coding region runs from base 188 to 4453 and encodes 1421 amino acids. Gene Ontology annotation, cellular component: ER to Golgi transport vesicle membrane; endoplasmic reticulum exit site. Gene Ontology annotation, biological process: COPII vesicle coat assembly; Golgi organization; autophagy. The record is from RefSeq and is a predicted model, not a curated record. The transcript has 24 exons. NCBI's taxonomy places the organism in Eukaryota, Metazoa, Arthropoda, Insecta, Hemiptera, Adelgidae.